UUUUUUCUUCUUCUGGGAACUGGGAAAAGAAGAGAAGAAGAACAACAACAAGGCUUCUUCUUCAACAUCGUGAUCUCGUUCUGGUCAAAUCGAAAUCAAAGUGAGACUGACGCAGUUUCUGUUCAUCCCAUUUCAAUAAGUUUUUAUCUGCCUCCAACUUCAGAAGACAGAGAAGAGAGAGCGAACGGAAGAUGGAGAGGGAAAGCGAGUUGGUUGGACUCUGCAUAGAGGCAGCAUGUGAGAGCAAAGAAAGCGUUGAAAAAUGGCGGAUGCAGAGGCGCAGUCUCGAUCGCUUACCUUCUCCUGUCGCCGAUGCUCUCCUCCGCCGGCUCAUCGCCCGUCGUCUCCUCUACCCUUCCCUCCUCGAGGUUUUCAAACACAGCGCCGAAGAGGUUGACGUGAGGGACAACGGCUCCGUGGACGCGGAGUGGAUGGCGUAUUUGGGAGCUUUUCGUCACUUGCGCUACUUGAAUCUCGCGGAUUGUCAUCGAAUCACCACUUCAGCACUUUGGCCAAUUACAGGAAUGAAUACUCUUCAGGAGUUGGAUCUGUCUAGGUGCUUCAAGGUUAACGAUGCCGGGAUUAGCCAUCUUCUCUCCGUUCCUAAUCUGGAGAAGUUGCGCAUUUCAGAAACUGGCGUCACUGCCAAAGGAGUCAAGCUUCUUGCCUCUCUUGAAAACUUGUCUCUUCUCGACUUAGGUGGCUUGCCCGUAGAUGACGUGUCGUUAACUUCGUUACAGGUACUGAAAAGGCUACAAUAUAUUGAUCUUUGGGGUAGUAAAAUAUCAAAUAAAGGUGCAGCUGUUCUCAAUGUGUUCCCAAAGUUGACCUAUCUAAAUCUUGCUUGGACCAGUGUCACAAAAUUGCCCACACUAUCAUCUCUUGAAUGCCUGGACAUGAGUAACUGUACUAUUGAUUCUAUACUUGAAGAUGAUAAAUCUCCUUUGGCAAAGCUUAUUUUCUCUGGGGCUACAUUCCUGAAUGAAUCUGGAGUCUUCUCGUAUGCAAAUACAAAUCUGGUAUCCUUUUUGGAUGUAGCCCAUACCAGCCUGCAUGAAUUCUUCUUCUUAAGUAAAAUGAAAGUAAUAGAACACCUCAAUCUCAGCUCAUGCAUGAUGGGGGACGAUUCAGUUGAAAUGGUUGCAUGUGUUGGUGCUAACUUGAAAAGUCUGAAUCUAAGUGGUACCAGGGUUAGUUCUGCUGGAUUAGGGAUUUUAGCUGGACAUGUUCCCAACCUUGAAAUUCUAUCAUUAUCUCAGACACCAUUGGAUGACACUGGCAUCUCAUUUAUCAGUAUGAUGCCUUCAUUAAAGGAUGUUGACCUGAGCAAUACAUACAUUAAAGGUUUUCUACACCCAGGAAAGAUUGAUGUGGACUCCCCACUCUCACUGAUGGCUUUGCAAAAUCUUAAAUUAGAAAGGUUGAAUUUGGAGCAUACGCAAGUUAGGGAUGAAGCUUUAUACCCCUUGUCAAGCUUCUUAGAGCUGAAAUAUUUAUCACUUAAAAGUGCUUCUCUUGCAGACGUCUCGCUUUACUAUUUAUCGUCAAUUCCAAAAUUGACAAAUCUUAGUGUUUGUGAUGCGGUAUUGACAAAUUAUGGGAUUGAUAUAUUUAAGGCUCCUGAAACUCUGAAACUGCUGGACCUCAGAGGUUGUUGGCUCUUAACAGAAGACAUUAUCUUGUCAUUCUGUAGACGUCAUCCACAAGUUGAAGUCAUACACGAACUUGGUACAGUAUAUCCUUUUAAUAAAAAUGGUCCUCAUCAUUCCUCUCCAUCUCGAUCAACUUCUAGGACUUUGCAAAUGGCUAAGAAGAAAGAUCAAGCUCCGGUAUUACCGUAUCUUGCAGAUCAAAGAUUAAAGUAUAGCAGGGAUGAGUUACUUGCAUUGCAGUUUGCGUCCUUGCCUCCUGCAUCUAGUAGUGAGAGUAGCAAUUCAACAUUUGAGAAACAAUUGGACUGAAUGGUGAAAUCUCCCUUUAUAUAAUUGUUUGCACUGAUGGCAUUGGCGAGGGUAUGUGAUAUGAACAGAGAGGAUUAAUAGCCCGAGUCCGAUGUAGUUCAUUUGUUCAUAAUUCGAAUGCACAUGGUCAAAGAAGAAUCAUGUUUCUGUUAGAGAAAUCGAAUGUGAUGGUGAGCCUUGGUUCCAACUUACCAUGGCUUACAUGUAGAUAUGCAACGUGGAUUAAGAAAGGUUUAGUGAUAUUAUUGUGUGUUUUGGCUGACACGUGCCUUUUGUAUUGGGGUGCAGAGUGGACACAUGGGAUGUUGUGAAGGAUUGCUUCUACUUAGUAGUUUCUGCAGGCUCUCCCAAGUAUAGAAGAUUGCAGUCAUCAGGAUGGUGUUGCUUCAGACAAAUCGUUAACUACGCACUAGAUCACUCCAUGACACUUUGUGAUGGUUUGUACUAAUUAUGAUAAAUCUGAAGGGUGGACAAUUUCAAGGUGUCUUGCUCGUGUUUUUAUUUGAUUUCUCAUAUAAAUAUGUAGAAGCAGCCUGUUCCCUCGGUGUCCAUUGUUCCUAUAUAGGGUACUCGGGUAGGAGAAGUACUACACUAUGGGAGUUAGUUAGAUGAGAAGGAACACUAUAUACAGAAAUUGGCACUUAAGUUUGUGUUUUCAUCGUACUCAGCCAAUCACAAUUCACAGUUAUUCGUAAAAUUCUAUGCUUUUAUUAAGCAAUCAGAUCGAGGACAGGCUGGAAUGGCAGCUAAUUGAGGAAGGGAUCAAACGAUGCCAUUGUAAGUUAUACUAACUAUAUCAUUUUCAAUAACUCAAUCGCCUUUUUUAU
This is a messenger RNA of Vigna umbellata (rice bean), 2788 nucleotides long. The record is from RefSeq and is a predicted model, not a curated record. Lineage: Eukaryota; Viridiplantae; Streptophyta; Magnoliopsida; Fabales; Fabaceae.